GAUCCAAAUCUAUUUAACAAGUUGUCAAAGAGAACACAAAGUUACACUAUAAAUAAAGAUCCAUCGUCGAAUCUCCGAAUUUUUUUUUGUAAGAAAGCUAAAAACAAACGAAUCUCCGAAUUUAAUUCACCUAAACUUUAAUUAUUAUUAACUAUAAAAAAUUAAUUUAAUUACAGUAGUUACUAUUAGUUCUUUUAAAAUCUUUGUAUGAAUAUCCAAUUUGACAAGUUGCAAAAUUAGUGAACUGGAGAAGAAAAACGCACCGUAUAGCAUUGGCGCGAGUUGCUCGUAACUAGAAGAAAUCCCUAACCCUAACGGCUAGAUCAAUCCCAAUUCUUUCCUUCGAUUCACCUCAAAUAUGGCCAAUGAAUCUGAAUCCGAAGUCUGUGAUAAUGCAAUUCCACCACCAAAAAUUUGCAAAAGGGAGUGUGAGGAUGAAGAUCAAGAGGAUGUGAUUACUAAGAAGCAGAAGAGAGACGAGGUUGUCGAGGUUGUUGUAAAGCAAGAGAAUGAGGAAGAAAUUAAUCCAGAUCAAGAGGAUGUGAUUACAAAGAAGCAGAAGAGAGACGAGGUUGUCGAGGUUGUUGUAAAGCAAGAGAAUGAGGAAGAAAUUAAUCCAGAUCAAGAGGAUGUGAUUACUAAGAAGCAGAAGAGAGACGAGGUUGUCGAGGUUGUUGUAAAGCAAGAGAAUGAGGAAGAAAUCAAUCCAGAUCAAGAGGAUGUGAUUACUAAGAAGCAGAAGAGAGACGAGGUUGUCGAGGUUGUUGUAAACCAAGAGAAUGAGGAAGAAAUUAAUCCAGAUCAAGAGGAUGUGAUUACUAAGAAGCAGAAGAGAGAUGAGGUUGUCGAGGUUGUUGCAAAGCAAGAGAAUGAGGAAGAAAUUAAUCCAGAUCAAGAGGAUGUGAUUACUAAGAAGCAGAAGAGAGACGAGGUUGUUACAAAGCAAGAGAAUGAGGAAGAAAUUAAUCCAGAUCAAGAGGACGUGAUUACUAAGAAGCAGAAGAGAGACGAGGUUGUCGAGGUUGUUGUAAAGCAAGAUAAUGAGGAAGAAAUUAAUCCAGAUCAAGAGGAUGUGAUUACAAAGAAGCAGAAGAAAAACGAGGUUGUCGAGGUUGUUGUAAACCAAGAGAAUGAGGAAGAAAUUAAUCCAGAUUAUUCUGAACAUGAUAAUAAACUUGAAGCUGAAAAUGAAUCUGGUACUGGUUUCAUUGCUUUGGAACCGGUGGAUGAUGGUAGCACAGAUGCUGACUCUCCCAGAAGCUUUGGUGAGGAUAAUCCUGAAGAUUUAGAGAGUCCAGAGUACACCGAGGAAGAAAUAGAGGAAAAAGUUUCCAAAACACCUCAGGAAAGGCAUGAAACCCCAGUCACGCUAAACGGAAAAUAUGCUGAAUCGAAGACAAUAUUUGUUAGAAACCUGUCAUAUAGUGUGGAACGGACUGAUAUGGAAGAUAUUUUCAAAGAUUGUGGUGAAGUUGUUGAUGUUCGAUUCAGCCUAGAUCCCGAAGGGAGGUUUAGAGGCUUUGGACAUGUUGAGUUUGGAACAGCAGAAGCAGCACGAAAAGCCCUUAAAUUGGAUAAUACAGAAUUGUUGAAUCGCCACAUCAAAGUUGGUAUAGCUGUAGAAAAGAGUGAUUAUCCCCCCUAUAAAAGCAACUCGAGCAGCUCAUUCCAUAAGGGUGGAAAUCUUCAAUCUCACACUGUAAAGGGUUUUGACGCAUCCCUUGUAGAAAACAAGCCUAAAAGCCCAGCUACACCAAAUGAAACAAACAGUGCAUCAAAGACCAUAUAUGUCAGAAACUUGUCAUACUCCGUGGAACGAGCUGAUAUGGAAAAUCUUUUCAAAGAUUGUGGAGAAAUUGUUGAUGUUCGUCUCCAUACAGAUCGUGAAGGGAAUUUUAAAGGCUAUGGACAUGUUCAGUUUGCCACAGCAGAAGCAGCACAAAAGGCUGUUGCGUUGAAUAAGAAAGUAUUUUUUAAUCGUCUUAUGUUUGUUGGUUUAGCUCUGGAAAGGGGUAAAUAUUCCCCUAAUAGAAGCUGGUCGUGGAGCAGCUCAUUCCUUAAGGAUGAAAAAAUUCAGUCUCAAACUGUACCUGUGAAGUGUUUUGAUACAUCCCUUGCGGAAGACAAAUUGACUUGUGCAAAGGAGGAGGUUAAAGAUAUAGAGAUGUUUGAUGCUGCCUCUGCUGAGAGUAAAGUUCCUGAAACCCCAUCUACCGGAAAAGAGAAAAAUGAUGGAUCAAAAACAAUAUGUGUUAGAAAUUUGUCAUUCGAUGUGGAACGGGCUGAAAUUGAAAAUAUUUUCAAAGAUUGCGGAGAAGUUGUUGAUGUCCGACUCCAUGUGGAUGUUGAGUUUGCAACCGCAGAAGCUGCAGAAAAGGCUCUUGAGUUGGAUAACACAAGAUUAAUGAACCGUCCCAUCAAAGUUGGUAAAGCUUCAGAAGAGGGUGAAUGUUUCCCAAAUAGAGGCUCGAGCAUCUCAUUCCAGAAGGCCGAAAGUUUUCAGUCUCUAACUGUAUUUGUGAUUGGAUUUGAUACAUCCGUUGCAGAAGAGAAGAUAAAAGCUAGCCUGUAUAAGCAUUUCUGUUCUUGCGGAGAGAUUACAAGGAUCUCAUUACCAAAAUUUCCUGAUUCUGGUACUGUUAAGGGGUUUGCUCAUUUGGACUUCAAGGAUACUGAUGGCUAUAAUAAAGCACUAAAACUUGAUCAAACUGCGAUUGGAAAUUAUUGGUUGUCAGUUGAAAAAGCAAAGCCAAGGAUAAGACGUGAUAAUUAUGGUAUAGGUGGUGGCAGAGGUGGCUAUCACGUUGGCGGUAGGGAUGGAGGAGACCAUGGCGAGAGAGCAGGUUGGGGCAGAAGUCAUGGCGCUGGGAGGCACUGGACAGCCAAUACCGAGCACUGGUGACGACGCAGGAAGACGACUUUCGCUGAAGACGAGUGUUGCAGAAGAUACCAAAGUAUUUAGGUUUAUACUAUCUUGCAAGUACUUUGUUGGUACUUGAUAGUAUAAAAUAGUAAAAUAUAUUGUUUGUACAAUAGUGUAAUUUAGUUUACUUUUAUGGCUGAUGGAGCCAUCGGCAAUUUUGUGUUAGAGAGAGGAGUGCAUACAUUGGUUUAUUUUUGGCUUAUCAACAAUAAGAUAACUUUAUAUUGAAUGUGAGUGUGAAUUUUAUUGUUGAAUAA
Molecule: messenger RNA, 3180 nt
Organism: Trifolium pratense (red clover)
Lineage: Eukaryota; Viridiplantae; Streptophyta; Magnoliopsida; Fabales; Fabaceae
Product: nucleolin 2-like
Exons: 21
Coding region: 359-2902 (847 amino acids)
Molecular function (GO): RNA binding
Source: RefSeq, a predicted model, not a curated record